Molecule: messenger RNA, 3287 nt
Organism: Capra hircus (goat)
Lineage: Eukaryota; Metazoa; Chordata; Mammalia; Artiodactyla; Bovidae
Gene: SIX5
Product: SIX homeobox 5
Exons: 3
Coding region: 412-2628 (738 amino acids)
Biological process (GO): regulation of transcription by RNA polymerase II
Cellular component (GO): nucleus; transcription regulator complex
Molecular function (GO): DNA-binding transcription factor activity, RNA polymerase II-specific; RNA polymerase II cis-regulatory region sequence-specific DNA binding
Source: RefSeq, a predicted model, not a curated record
GAGACGGCGGCGUGCAGAAGCUUAGUCUCGGGGCAGAGGUGGCUUCGCGCCCUUAGCCCUCCAGGACGGCCCGUUACCUUCUCCGUUGUCCCGAUGGGGAAACUGAGGCCCUGAACCAGAGGCACACGCGGGGGGAGGCAAAAAGCGCGGCCUGAGGCGGAGGGAAAACAAAGGGAGAAUCACGGACAGACAGGGAGGGGGACGGGCACACACACAGACACUGGGACAGAGACCCUAGUAGAGAGCUGGGCCUGGCAUCGGUACUGAGGAGGGGAGACGCGGGUACGCGGGAGAAGAUCGGGAAGCACGAAGUGGGGGGUGGGGUGGGGAGGGGAGACGGGCGGGGGAGGGGGCUGGGGAAAGCCCGAGGGAGGAGGAGAAGGAGGGAGGAACUUCCCAAAGUUGCAAAACAUGGCUACCUUGCCUGCGGAGCCGAGCGCGAGGCCGGCGGCCGGGGGGGAGGCAGUGGUAGCGGCGGCGGCGACCGAAGAGGAGGAGGAGGAAGCGCGCCAGCUCCUGCAGACUUUGCAGGCGGCCGAGGGUGAGGCGGCGGCGGCGGCCGGGGCCGGGGCGGGCGAAACGGCGGUGAAAGUGGAGGGCCCCGGAUCCCCAGGCGUCCCCGGGUCGCCCCCCGAGGCCGCUGCCGAGCCGCCCAUGGGGCUCCGCUUCUCGCCGGAGCAGGUGGCGUGCGUGUGCGAGGCGCUGCUACAGGCAGGCCACGCCGGCCGCUUGAGCCGCUUCCUGGGCGCACUGCCUCCGGCCGAGCGCCUACGUGGCAGCGAUCCUGUGCUGCGCGCUCGGGCCCUGGUUGCCUUCCAGCGAGGCGAGUACGCCGAGCUCUACCGGCUGCUCGAGAGCCGCCCCUUCCCCGCCGCCCACCACGCCUUCCUUCAGGACCUCUACUUGCGCGCGCGCUACCACGAGGCCGAGCGGGCCCGCGGCCGCGCGUUGGGCGCAGUGGACAAGUACCGUCUGCGCAAGAAAUUCCCGCUGCCCAAGACCAUCUGGGACGGCGAGGAGACCGUCUACUGCUUCAAGGAGCGCUCCCGCGCCGCGCUGAAGGCCUGCUAUCGCGGCAACCGCUACCCCACGCCGGACGAGAAGCGCCGCUUGGCCACGCUCACCGGCCUCUCGCUCACGCAAGUCAGCAACUGGUUCAAGAACCGACGACAGCGCGACCGGACCGGGGGCGGCGGCGGCGCGCCCUGCAAGAGCGAGUCUGAUGGAAACCCCACUACUGAGGACGAGUCCAGCCGCAGUCCUGAAGACCUGGAGAGGGGGGCGGCUCCGGCGGCGGCCGAGGGCCCAGCGCCAGGCUCCAUAUUCCUGGCCGGGGCCUCCCCUCCCGCACCGUGCCCUGCCUCCUCCUCCAUCCUGGUGAAUGGGAGCUUCCUGGCGGCCGGCAGCUCUCCAGCAGUGCUCCUCAAUGGGAGCCCCGUCAUCAUCAACAGCCUGGCCCUGGGCGAGGCCUCCGGCCUGGGCCCCCUGCUGCUCACUGGGGGUGCCCCUGCUCCACAGCCCAGCCCCCAAGGGCCCAGCGAAGGCAAGACCUCCCUGGUCCUGGACCCUCAGACUGGAGAGGUUCGACUGGAGGAGGCUCAGCCUGAAGCCCCGGAGACCAAGGGGGCUCAGGUGACUGCUUCAGGGCCCCCUGGAGAGGAGGUCCCGACGCCUCUGCCCCAGGUGGUGCCUGGCCCUCCUACGGCAGCCACCUUUCCACUGCCCCCAGGACCGGUGACUUCCAUGGCUGCUCCCCAAGUGGUGCCGCUUUCCCCACCCCCUGGCUACCCUGCCGGCCUGGGUCCCACCUCCCCACUGUUGAACCUGCCCCAGGUGGUGCCCACCUCACAGGUGGUGACCCUGCCCCAGGCCGUGGGGCCGUUGCAGCUGCUGGCAGCUGGGCCAGGCAGCCCAGUGAAGGUGGCUGGCGCCUCGGGCCCUGCCAAUGUGCACUUGAUAAACUCCGGUGUGGGUGUGACUGCGCUGCAGCUGCCUUCGGCCACUACCCCAGGAAACUUCCUGCUGGCCAACUCCGUGUCUGGCAGCCCCAUCGUGACAGGUGUGGCCGUUCAGCAGGGCAAGAUCAUCCUCACCGCCACUUUCCCCACCAGCAUGCUGGUCUCCCAGGUUCUGCCGCCCGCCCCCAGCCUGGCCCUGCCCCUGAAGCCGGACACAGCCAUCUCGGUGCCCGAAGGAGCCCUCCCGGUGGCCACCAGCCCCGCUCUUCCGGAGGCCCACGCCUUAGGCGCGCUUCCUGUGCAGCAGCCACCCCAGCCGCCCCCCACCCCCGCCACCCCCACCCCAAGUCUGCCCUUCUCCCCAGACUCCUCUGGCCUCCUGCCCGGUUUCCCGGCGCCCCCGACUGAGGGGCUGCUGCUAUCGCCCGCAGCCGUGCCCAUCUGGCCAGCCGGGCUGGAACUGAGCGCCAGCACUGAGGGGCUGCUAGAGGAAGAGAAGGGGCUGGGAACACAGGCCCCCCACACCGUGCUGAGGCUGCCGGACCCUGACCCCGAGGGGCUGCUCCUGGGGGCCACCGCAGGGGGUGAGGUGGACGAGGGGCUGGAAGCCGAGACCAAGGUCCUGACGCAGCUACAGUCAGUGCCUGUGGAAGAGCCCUUGGAACUGUGACCCGCCGGCCCCCAGGCCUCCCCUGACAAUGGUGCUCGAAAUCCAGGCCGGGAGGAGGGGGCCCUCUCAUAAACACAGCGGCUGCCUUCUACUCACACACACUACACCCUCCCUGGCCAGGUGCUCAAUCUCUCCGUGCCCUGGAGGUCCACUCCUCAGACAGGAUGCUGCCUCUGUUACAGCCCUCUCCUUGGUCUACAUGGGGAGAUUUGGGGGUCCUGACUUGGGGGCUCUGCCCCCCUUCGACCUGGUACUAGCUGUGAGCUGAAAGCCCUGCCAAAUGGCUGAAUUUCCCCUGCCCCCUACCCCCAGCCCUCUCCCUAUCACUCCCUGAAACACUAUUAAUAGCUCCACCGAUGUCCAGCGUUCUCAGAACUGCUUGGAAUCCAGGGUGGAGGACGGGCAGUCCUGUGCCUAAAGACUCAUGGACCCUCCCAGCUGGGCUCUUCCUGCCCACAGGUAUGGGGGGUGUGGGCCGGGGUCCUCGGUUAGCACCUCCUGGACUAGAACCCCCGGUACUUUGUCCAGCCCCAGACCAAAGAUACCCAACCACUGGGGCAACCCUGACCCCUAUGUCUAGUUUGUAUCCUAAAUCUUUAUUUUUCUAGGACGUGUUAUGCCUUCAUUUCCAUUAAAAUAAACAGACAACUAGAACCUUC